Fraxinus pennsylvanica is the source of this 483-nucleotide messenger RNA. The record is from the annotation of a GenBank genome assembly. NCBI's taxonomy places the organism in Eukaryota, Viridiplantae, Streptophyta, Magnoliopsida, Lamiales, Oleaceae.
AUGUUCUUAGAAACUGAUCAAUUUCAAUACUACUCUAUGUCAAAUAAAGAGUUUUUCCUCGUCAAAGAAGAAGAAAAAGGGAUCAAAGUCGAGAGUUCAUCGCAACCUAAGCUGGAAAAUCAAGAUUCUUCUCAAGAGCAUGAUACAGAAAAGGAACAAGAAAAAGAUUGUAUGGCCUCAAUUUCUUCAUCAAGAGAAGAAUCAGAAAAUCCAUGUUUAGAGCAAUCCCAAGUAGCAGAAUCUGACGAUGGAUUCAAAACUCCGACAUCUUUGGAUCACAAAAUCCCAGUGAUGGAACAGUGCCCACCAGCACCCAGGAAAACCAGGCCACAACCCUCAACUUCAACAAAAAGAAAAGCAUCCCCAGGAACCCUCCAAUUUGAUAUCUCUACAGCAGUUGAAUCGAUGUUUACUGCAAUUUCUCACGGCGACGAUGAUGUAGACCAGAAAAAGAAGAAACCUCGACAAGAUGAUGAAGAUUGA